Molecule: messenger RNA, 1359 nt
Organism: Fusarium falciforme
Lineage: Eukaryota; Fungi; Ascomycota; Sordariomycetes; Hypocreales; Nectriaceae
Exons: 7
Coding region: 1-1359 (452 amino acids)
Biological process (GO): positive regulation of transcription by RNA polymerase II
Cellular component (GO): nucleus
Molecular function (GO): DNA-binding transcription factor activity; transcription cis-regulatory region binding
Source: RefSeq, a predicted model, not a curated record
AUGGCUGCCUCGAUAGGCCAGGGAUGGUCUAACCCCCUUCCAUCACUUCUCCCCGUGGCCGAGCCUCUGGAGGAAGAUGAGACCGGGUCUGAGACGGGGUUUAUUGCAGAGUUCGGCUUCGGCCCACCCCUGGACAAUCGGAAGGAAGCCGAGUACUUUAUGCACUUCAUACAUGAACUAGCACCAUGGCUCCAGUUUGACGUCUGCGAUCCGGCACGACACUUUGGCACAGAGGUUCCUAAACGCGCUCGCCAUUUCCCCUUUCUGGCCUAUUCGAUACUGGCCUUUUCGUCUCGCCAAAUAAGCUUGAAGAGCGGAAUCCCCGACGAUAGCCAUGAGACGUAUCAUAGCCAUGCGUUGCGUAUCCUCAUCCCCAUACUCGAUGACCCAAUCGGGGCCGUCAAUGAGAACGUGUUGGCGGGAAUCGUUAUCUUGCGCUCAUAUGAAGAGAUGACGGAUAUGGAUGGGAGCACUCAUCUUACAGGUAGCUCAAGGCUACUCAACUCCGAGUUUCGCUUUGCAGCCCAAGGCGGACUUGGAGAAGCAGCCAGCUGGGUUGUCUUGCGCCAGGACAUGUAUGUGUCUCUAACGCGGUCAAGGCCGCUCCGUACCAACAUGGACAGCUACCGGGACUCUCAGUCCUUUGUCGAUACUUGUGACGAAUCCCUGGCCAAUCGAGUAGUUUUCAUCUGUGGCCGGGUAUUGGCAUACGCUUUCGGACCAGAGUCGAGACUCGAUCCCGUUCUGUGGGCUGAGCUAGGUGAAGACCUCAGGAGAUGGUAUGAGGCAACACCGUGGAAAGUCUUGUCUUGGUCCCCCGAUUCGCCAGCUCGAGAGGGUGGCGAGAAGUCUGUGUUCCCUACACUAUGGAUGGCGCGCCACAUACAGGUUCUAGGGUAUCAGCAUUACUACAUUGCUCGAAUGCUGCUCAACAUAUUCGACCCUAAGCUGUGGACGCCGGGAUUUGAUGCGAUUCGUUUACGAGCAGCUUCGGAUGAGUCUGUACGGAAAGACUUGCGGACAUUACUUGGCCUGACUAUCAGCAACCCCAACCUACCCACCGCCUACUUUACAGCACACCACACAUUAUACGCCUGUGGGGUCUACCUCAAAGAUGUGCGUGAGCAUCAAGAGGUCUUUAGAUUUCUGGAAGACAUGUCGAAUACCAUGGGGUGGCCAACACGAGAGGUGGCUGCACAGUUACGCAAGGACUGGGGCCUCGACCGGGGGGUCCCGGAAAAUGCCUCCAUUUCUCCGCAUCAGUUGAGCACUCAAAGGUUUUCGGGGGACCAGGUCUGGGAUCCGGAACCUGGGGUAUGGGGUCAAGGCAGCCAGCCCCAUGGACAAGGAAGAAAAUAG